Cornus florida is the source of this 4055-nucleotide messenger RNA. Its product is annotated as beta-amyrin synthase 2-like. Gene Ontology annotation, biological process: triterpenoid biosynthetic process. Gene Ontology annotation, molecular function: beta-amyrin synthase activity. Bases 1195 to 3459 code for a protein of 754 amino acids. The record is from RefSeq and is a predicted model, not a curated record. Lineage: Eukaryota; Viridiplantae; Streptophyta; Magnoliopsida; Cornales; Cornaceae. Gene Ontology annotation, cellular component: lipid droplet. The transcript is spliced from 19 exons.
CGGACUCGUCCCCAAUACGUGAUUUGCUUCUGAUCCGAACUCGUUAUUGAAUCUUCCCCAAUGUCAACCCAUGUUUUGCAUAAUGCUUCAUCUUCUUCAAUGGACCAAUUUGUUUUUGAACGCCUAGAAUUACAUUGGGUUUCAGAUGGUUGGGAUUGAGAUGGUUGGAACUGUGAAGGUUGCGAUUGAGAUGGUUGGAACUGAGAUAAUUGGGAUUGAAAUGGUUGGUAUUGAGAUGGUUGUAAUUGGUAAUGAGGUUGGAAUUGAGGAUGUGGUACGGGUUGGUAUUGAGAAGGUUGCAAUGGGAAAUAAGAGUACUGGGGUUGAGAUGGAUUUUCGGAUUGAAAUUUUUUUUGAAGAAUCCAAAUUAUAAUUAGAUUGCGGUGAUAAUUCGGAAUUAUAAGAUUGGUUGAAAUUGGGGCGAUAGAAUGGAGGUUGAAGAUCUAUAGAGAUGAAUGUUUAAAAAAAUAUUGAGAGAGAAUUAUUGAAGAUGAUAAUUAUUAAAGAUGAUGAAAUUUAGUACUUAUAGUGUAAAUAAUAUAGCGAUUUAAAAUUACUGUUGCAAGAGUCGUUUGUCUGUGUUUUACUUUGUAUCAAUUGAUUGAUACAAGACAGAAGCCACACAGUCAAUUAUACAAAUAAAUUUUUUUUUUUUUUUUAGCGGAUUGUCCAAAGCCCACUCUAUCUGCAAAUAAUUCAAUAGAGAGUAAUUGUAGGGCCCAUAAAAAGGCACUCUACUUGCUUCUGCGUACCGACCCCUCUCUCUCUCCGCCAACACAGUCACUCUAAAGUUGCUUGUGCCCGGAUUCUCUCAGGUCAUGUUGUUAGGGUCAAUUUUAAAUUAACACUCAACAUCACAUGGUAAAUGACAGUUUCCUACAAUGGUCUAAAAUGAUGUUUCUGAUAGUUUAGGGGUUAUAUGAUAAAUAUUGAUUAGAUAGUCGCACAUGAGACCACUAAUUUGUUUGUAUUACUACUAUACUAAUUUAUUUGCUGGAUGGUCUACGCAUACGAGGGCACUAAUUUGGAAAUUAAGUGUGUGUAUAUGUAUGUAUGAGGCCACUGAGAGCUUCGUGCUUUGCAGAAAUUGUUUGGACUUGGAUCUGAGGAUGUGUGUAUGUGAGAGAGAAGAGAAGAGAAGAGAAGAGAGGGUUUGAGGUGAUUAGUUUGAAUUUAAUUUUGCCAAAGGUGAAAAUGUGGAAGCUUAAGAUAGCGGAAGGAAAUGGGCCAUGGCUAACUAGCACCAACAAUUUUGUGGGGAGACAGAUAUGGGAGUUCGAACCUGAUGCGGGAACGCUAGAAGAGCGAGAACUAGUUGAAAAAGUUAGGGAGGAAUACCGGAAAAAUCGAUUCCGAGUUAAACCAAGCAGCGAUCUUCUAAUGCGAUUACAGCUUAUGAGGGAAAACAAAGUUGAUCUAAAGAUACCCCAAGUGAGAUUGAAUGACAUUGGAGAAGUAACCAAUGAAAUAGUUACGACCGCUUUGAGGAAAUCUAUUCGAUCGACUUCAGCCAUUCAAGCACAUGAUGGGCACUGGCCUGCUGAAAAUUCAGGCCCCCUAUUUUAUACACCUCACUUGGUCAUGGUUCUAUAUCUCAGCGGCACAAUCAAUGUUACUCUAUCACUGGAACACAGAAAGGAAAUUCUUCGCUACAUCUAUAAUCAUCAAAACAAAGAUGGUGGAUGGGGAUUGCAUAUAGAGGGUCAUAGCACGAUGACUAGCACAGCAUAUAGCUACAUUGCAUUGCGUAUACUUGGAGAAGAAACAAGAGGCUGUGAAGAUGGUGCUGUUGCAAAAGCCCGAAAAUGGAUACUUGAUCAUGGUGGCCUUACAGUGAUACCCACUGCAGGAAAGAUAUGUCUUUCGGUGCUUGGAGUGUAUGAAUGGUCAGGUUGCAACCCAGUGCCACCAGAAUUAUUGCUUUUGCCAUCAUAUAUACCUUCAAAAAUGUGGUGCUAUUGCCGUGAUGCAUACAUGCCCACAGCUUAUUUAUAUGGCAAGAAAUAUGUCGGACCGAUCACCGAUCUCAUUCUAUCAUUGAGAAAAGAACUUUAUAAUGAGCCUUAUGACACGAUAAAUUGGAAAAGAGCAUGCCACUUGUGCUUGAAGGAAGAUCUCUACACCCCUCAUCCCUUGAUUCAGGAUAUGCUUUGGGAUGGACUUUAUUACAUUGGUGAGACACUUUUAACACAUUGGCCUUUUUCUAAGUUGAGAGAGAAAGCUCUACAGAAAACAAUAAAGCACCUUCGCUACGAAGCUGAGAAUAGUAGAUAUCUCAAUUUGGGAUGUAUAUCAAAGUUCUUCCACGUGAUGGCUUGUUGGGCAGAAGAGCCAAAUUCUGACACAUUCAAGUUUCACCUAGCUAGGGUUCCCGAUUACUUGUGGGUUGCUGAAGAUGGAAUGAAAGUGCAGAGUCUUGGCUGCCAGUUAUGGGACUCUGCCUUUGCUACUCAAGCAAUUAUUGCAAGUGAUCUUGUUGAUGAGUUUGGAGCUACCCUGAAAAAGGCUCACAAUUUCAUUAAACAAUCACAGGUUCAAGAAAACCCAUCUGGUGACUUUAGGAGUAUGUAUCGGCACAUUUCUAAAGGGGCUUGGACUUUCUCUGAAAGAGAUCAAGGUUGGCAAGUCUCAGAUUGUACAGCCGAAGCAUUAAAGGCUGCUCUUCUACUUUCACAAAUGUCUCCAGAGAUCGUGGGAGAAAAAAUUGAACCUGAACGAUUAUAUGAUGCUGUGAAUUUUCUUCUUCGUCUACAGGGCAAAAGUGGAGGUUUUGCACUUUGGGAACCGGCAACAGCAAAACCAUGGUGGGAGUGGUUAAAUUCUUCAGAUAUUUUUGCAAAUGCUUUCGUUGAGCAUGAGCAUGUUGAAUGCACAGCAUCUAUAGUCCAAGCUCUAGUAUUGUUCAAACAUUUAUACCCAACACACCGGGCCAAAGAAAUAGAAAUCUCUGUUGCAAAAGCAGUACGUUUUAUUGGAGAUAUGCAAAACCCAGAUGGUUCUUGGUAUGGGAAUUGGGCAAUUUGUUUCACCUAUGGGACAUGGUAUGCAUUACGAGGACUAGUUGCUGGUGGGAAGACAUAUUCCAAUAGCCAAACAGUCCGAAAAGCCUGUCAGUUUUUGCUUUCAACACAACAGGACACAGGUGGUUGGGGAGAGAGUUAUCUUUCAUGCCCAAAUAUGGAAUAUACGCCAUUGGAAGGAAACCGUUCCAAUUUAGUACAAACAUCAUGGGCUAUGAUGGCUCUUACUCAUGCUGGACAGGCUGAGAGAGAUCCAACACCUUUACAUAAAGCAGCAAAGCUAUUAAUAAACUCGCAAAUGGAAAGUGGUGAUUUUCCUCAACAGGACAUCACUGGGGCCUCCAUGAAAAAUUGUAUUCUACAUUACGCCACGCAUAGGAGCGUCUUUCCUCUCUGGGCGCUUGCGGAAUAUCGCAAGCAUGUGUUCUUGUCACCCUAAAACCUCUAGCAAUAUCCAACUUUUAAAUGGACUAUAUUAUUCACUUGUACAUCUCUCAUAAAUUAUUUGUCACAGAGAAAUUUCAAAAUGGUCUGGUUGAGUGUUCUAGUUCCAGUGGGGCCAAAAUAUGUAUCGAGUGUGUUUGCUUGAAUUUUCAAAUAACAAAAUGAAAUAAAAUAAAAAAGAAGUCCAGUGUACUAAUGGUAGUAUAGCUUAGUUCAUGUAUUUUACAGGUUUAUUAAAGGGUAAUAUUGGCCUACUCACAGGUGAAUGGUUCAACUAGUCUGCCUUUGUCUCAUUGUUGUUUAACCUCAUUUUCAAUCAAAGCUUUGAAAUUUACCCAAAAUAAUUUAUCAGCACAGGAAAUUACUGGAGUGUACAUGAAGAAUUGUAUGCUAGCCGUAGUAAAUCAGGAAACAUGUCCGGCUACAUUCCCAAAAGCUCUAAAACCAUGAGGCUUUCGAUCGUCUCUCGGCCUUUAAGAAUUUGCAAUCUGGGAAAUAUUUUCAGAAAAGAGUGAUUAUAUUUUGAAAUCGGGUAUGAGAUGUUACAGGUGUAUGUAAAUGCGAAUGAAAUGUUGGAUACGUGCACACCAC